Lachancea dasiensis is the source of this 4026-nucleotide messenger RNA. NCBI's taxonomy places the organism in Eukaryota, Fungi, Ascomycota, Saccharomycetes, Saccharomycetales, Saccharomycetaceae. The record is from the annotation of a GenBank genome assembly.
AUGCCGAAUUCAUAUCGAAGGAAUGAAAAUGGGCUGCGAGAAACUAAGCCCAAGCUCCCGACCUUGCCGCCUUUAGUGACAGGUCAUCGAAUGCAAACUCCAGAAAGAUCACGAAGGGAGAGGGAUGACGAACGAGUUGCCAUUGGAUGGUCACAAGUAAACGAAAGCAAAUUUUCGCCCCGUAUCUCGGACAGUGCUAUCUCCUCCGGUGGCCAGCUCACUGCGUCUCAAUCAGGAUCCGGAAAGAGACAUACAAGGCGGCCACCACCACCGAUGUCGGUAGGCGCUGUGGAAGCAGGCAGCUUAAAAUUUCCAGUGGAUUACACAAGCCCCAGUUCUUUGGGACAUUUGAAAACGCCAAUGACCCCACAAAGUUAUAAAUCACCUUUCAUUGGUGAGGAAGAGCUGGAGGUUUCGGGCGGAAGUUCGAGCACUCCUACAAAAGUAAUCAGGUCCCCAUUCGUCGGAGAUACGAGUGUGCUGGUACCACGAAAAUAUGGGAGUCACGACUCCCAGUGGAUUGUGGGAACAACGGGCGGAAAUUUUCCCACCCGUGCAACUGCUGGCGAAAGUGAAUAUUCCGAUGUUGACUUGAUGCAUACCCUCAAGGAACUACCUCCUUUACCUCCGAUGUCUCAAGAGAGUAGACAGAGAUUGAAUUUUGGGUUGUACACGGCGUCAACAGAGCCGACCUCAGUGUCAUUGGAUGCCAAUGCCACCCAAGAUCGGUACGAGCAACUGCACAAGCCGUUCCGCCCUUUUACUGACCAGUCACGUCAGAGCAGUGGUAACCGAGCAAUUUCUGAUAGCAUCAGCAGUUAUUAUUCCAACUCAAAUUAUGCGUUCAACGACGAAAUUUUACAACAUCGAAGUUUCGAAUCCGUUGCCGGAAACAGGCCUCUCCAACAAGUACCAAGCGUUACGGUGCCAAUGCAACCCUUCAACAUUGAUCAGCUUGACGAAAAUAAGCUUUUUCAGUGCUAUAGCGUCUAUAUGUUGUCAGACGUCUACGAAUGGCUUUUGAAAGUAUAUUUUGAGUGGUUUAAUGAAUGCGUUUUUCGAAAAUUCGAGUUGUACCAAAUGGUUCAACUACUUCUGGAGUUCCAAUUACCAACAAGCUGUGAUCAAGAUGUGAUCGAUUCUAACGUGGACAAAAUCAUGGAAUCCCUAGUAUUACAGGGCGCAGUGCGUUUUGAAGCUGCCGUUACUCAAGAUACUUCUAAUGAUGAAAUUACAUUCAUUGUAGCGGGAUUAUCAGUUCAGGGUGUCUUUACUAACCUAAUUCCUUGUUAUUCUCACGAGACAAAGCAUUCUUCAGCUAAACAGCAUGUUACUUGCUAUUCCCCAAGGUGUUCAUUCAAGUCGAUGAAGCAGUCCCGACCUGUACUUAAGCUAUCUGAAAUCAUAAACAAAUCGGUUGGUCUUUGGAGCGAGUACUGGAAACUCUCCCCGGAGGAGCUGUCAGAAAUAAACCCUCGGGAGGUAAGCCGACAAAGUUUCAUAUUUGAUUUGAUUAUUUUGGAAGAACGGUCACUCAACUUGGCCCAUGCUGCAAUAGAAAUAUAUGGGCGACGCUUUGAUCCAUCGCUUCUUCCAAACGAUCCCAAUUUUAAAAAGCUAGCAUUUGAUCUAUUCGAGCCUAUGAUAGACCUUCAUAAGGAACUUUUACUAACUCCUAUAUUUUGGAAGCUUUCAUCUCAAGGGAAAUUUAUUGACGGCGUUGGAAAGAUCUACUUACAAUGGUGCAAUGCUGCAAAAGACCUUUACAUCCAAUACGCCGAAUCUAUGGCUACUGUGCAUGAAGUUAUCAAUUGGGAAAAGGAACAAGGGACGGUUUUUGCUCAGUGGCUCAAAAAAAUUGACGACUCACCUGAAAUAUUUAGGUCGAAGCUAUAUCACGACGUCAUCUUUUUUGGAGGCUUUUUUAAAGCUCUACAGAACAUUCCUGUGACAUUAAACUCCAUUUUGAAAAGCUCAGAUCCAUCAAUGGAGGAUUAUGAAUAUCUUAAACUUGCGAUUAGGGAAGUCGAAAAAUUGAAUGCCACUGUCGAUCGCGUUCAUGGUGCUGCCGUUGACCAGAGACGAGUGAUUCGGUUUGCGCGACAACUGAGCCUGAGCUCAGGGUCAAAUAGUAGUACGGUGGGAUAUGUAAAUAUCAAUGAGGGAGGAAAACAGCAUUCUUCGACACAAGAGAAAUUGGACUUGGGAUUGAAUCAAAAAUCUAGAAAAAUUAUUAAGGCUGGAACUGUUUUCAAGAAAAGAGAUUUAUGGUUAGAAAAUACUCAAAUAUUUCUUGUUCUCCUUGAUAACUACCUACUUAUAACAGAGGUAGUGGCGAAGAACACAGACAUAAAAUAUAGGCUAUCUGAGAGGCCUAUCCCAAUUGACUAUCUGAGCUUAGAAGCCAAAGAUGAACUUUCUCUACCACGAUUUUCGUCUUCCAAGACGGACACUCAAACCCCUUCUCUGCUAAGCAUUCAAAACGCCUCAGAAAGUACAGUGGGCUCUGUUAAAGCGAAAACUAGCGGGUCUAGUUCUCCUACUUUCAAAGGACAUUCACCACGUAGGCCGAUACCCACGCAGUUAUCAAGCCCUGUCAUACAGAUAAGGAACGAAUGGUCAGAUCAUCAGGAAUCAUCUGCCUCUUUCAAGAUAAGGAAUACUGCUACUAACGAAUCAUUUACAUUCUCAACUCAUAGCGUCGAGGAGCGAGACUCUUGGGUAAGUACCUUAGUCGCUUGUUUCAAGUCACAUCAUGCGAACAAGAAAGAAAUUUACGCCCUAACGUGUCUCACGGAUAAGUUCAGUUAUGAGGAGGGGCAAGCACCCACCAAUCUGCCCAUUCUACACGAAGGAAGUUCUAUCGCCCUGGCUCUUGAAACCUACUAUAACGUGGAGGAAAAGCCGGGGUACCCCAUACAAACAGACGUCAGGUGCACGGUUCGAUUGCACUUCGAGGGAAAGGACUUUAUCUUAUGCGCUGUCGGUCUUGGCGUCUACAUGACAAUAUAUGGAGGUCAACAUCAGUGGAAGAAGAUCUUAGCUCUGUCAAAAGUGACCCGCAUGGAGAUAAACAUACGACUAAAUGUUCUAUUCGUUUUGGCAGACCGCAGACUCUGCUAUUUUAAUAUCCCGAGUAUAAUGUGCGCUUACUAUAGUGCCAAGAAUUACCUUCCGGACGUUCAGGUUACAGGUAUCCUUCUUCAGGAAAAGGUGGGAUUUUUUACGAUGGCUGAAGAUUUUGGUAACCUACGGCAGCUGUUUUACGAGCGGAAAGGGACUAUUGUGGUAUUAACACCUGAAUUUAACAGGCUUACGAAGCAUCUCAAGUUUUUCAAGCUGUACAAGGAAUACAAACUUCCGAGCUUGACAAACGGAUUGCUCUCUGCAGACGUCAAGGACAUUGUUGUUUUCUCAAAAAGCUUCAUCGUCUGUUCUGCGAAGGGUGCAAUACUUUUUGGUGAUUCUUUCAACGAUGAAGGACUGUUUCUACCAAGUUUUAGUAAGGACACGUCAGUAAAUGCCCACAAGCACCAUUUCCCGCACCACUCGUUCAGAACGCAGAAAGAUGCUUUAUCCAAAAACGAUUCCUCUAAACAAAAAAUGGCUGGAUACGUCAAGACUGACAUAGCUAAUUCCAAAACUGCUUGUUUGAGUUGUUUUCAACUUAGCGACAAUGAUUUCAUUAUGAUAUAUGACGAGGCAGUCAUCAGAAUCAACAAAAAUGCCGAAAUACCAAAUUGGACAUCGGACAUAUUGGUACUAGAUUUUCACUGCUUGUCCGCAGCUUUCACGGAGGAAUUUCUGAUCUUGUUUGGUGAGAACCUUGUUCAGAUCUACGAUCUCAACUACGCCGGCACAAUCUUGAACACCAAGCUUAGCAGAUUGACACCGGUCCAAAUUAUCAAAGGUAAAAAAAUUCGGCAUCUCAGCUCUGAUCGGUCCGAACAAAAUCCUGCUGUAGUUUUGAGUCAUCCCACCAUCGCAGGACGUCAGUUAGUCUUAGAGUUCUGUCGAGAUGUUUAA